AUUGAGUUCUGUAAUUAUUAUUUUCAGAGAAUUUUUCUCAUUGCCCAUGUUUUAAGGAUGGUGAUUCUUGCUUGUGUUCUUGAAAAGGGAUUAGCAGAUGCUUUUAUUCCUUUCCAGUGAGGACACGAGCUAGCUAGAGUAGUGGUGGAUCCAGGAAAAAAUGUCUAUAUUCAGCAGUAAAAGAAUUUGCCAGAACUAGUAACAGAAUUUUACAUUAAAGUGGUACAUUGUACUCGAACGAUCUGCCAUGAUGGAAAAUAAACCACAGACACAUCCUUUCCGAUACAAGAAAGAUCAGGCUAGUUGUAUCCGGGGUUUUGCUAAUGUGUUUGACUUCCGCCAUGGUUGGUCUACAAGAAACCUACUUGCAGACAGAAGGGAAGGUAGAAGACAAGCCGGUGGUAGUUCACGAAUGAAGCUUGCAGUACCAAAUCCUAGUGGAAAGUGUAUUUUUGUUGAGGAUGAUGACGAAAGUGAGGCAAAGACAAUGGAGUUUAAGACAAGUGUGAAAGAACUUAUGGAAGAAGAUAUGUUAGGUGAGCCGAGGCUGAAGAAUCAGAGAAACGAUAUUGAAUUUGAACUGGGAACAUAUAGUAGUAAUAAUAGACACAAGGGAAGAAGCAUUGCAAAGAGGAACCAUGGAAGGACUUACGAAAGAUCUAGAAGUAUGUCUUUAUCUGGUUUGGAUGACUUGCAAAUAAAGAGCAGUAGUUUCAGGAAGGAUGACUUGCAAAUAAAGAGCAGUCGUUUCAGGAUUAAAGAUGUGGGUUCUGAUUACAAUGAGGAAGAUCGAGCUCGCCAAGCUCUUGAAGACAAGGUAAGUGCGUCCAUUGAGAAGUUUGUAAGCCAGAAUUUGAACGACGCUAGACACCUCAGUCAAUAUGGGGCUACGGGUGACUCAAAAGAUUUAAUGGAUGCUCUGAAAGCGUUAAGUUCUAACAAGGAAUUGUGCUGGAAACUCUUAGGGGAUCCAAAUUCCAGGCUAGUGAAGCGCAUAGAAAGCUUGGAGGAUGAAGAUGUUGAGGAAGGGGGGAAGACCAACUCAAGACUUGAAUCUAAUUUGAUGCAGAAAAGUUCAGUUCUUGAAAAAAAACACGAGACCGUUAAAACAAAACAAGCCCACUUUUUUCGCCGGAGAAUCAAGUCUCAGGAGAGCUACCCUCUACCACAACAUGAGAAAUCCCAGAUAUCGCGCAAAAUCGUAAUUCUAAAACCUGCACCAGCUAGCUUGGAAUCCCAUGUUUCUCACUAUUCUCAUACUAAGUUGCAGAGCGCAAAAACCUCGUUGCACUUUUCUUUCACUGAAAUAAAAAAUAGGCUUAAGAAAGCCAUGGGAAAAGAAAAACAAGAGACCUCCCGGGACUUAUCCAUUCAUAAAAAGCAUAGCAAUACUGAUAGAGGGAUCAGUGGAGAAAAUAGUGGUUGGAGCUCUCCUAACAGAAACCAUUUUUACAUUGAGAGAUUCGCAAAACCUCCCUUUGGAUUUGUGGGAGUAGAUAAGAAAGGUAAGGCAAAAGACAUUGAAAAAGAUGCAUCUGAUCAUCCCAACCUGAGGGUAUCAAAAUCCUCUUUUGAGGCAAAGGAUGAUCUCCUUGAGAUGUUGGACGACAUGGAAAAAGAGGAAAAAUCUUUUAGUGACGGGCUGCCUGUAUAUCAAGAAAGAGACCAUUCUUAUCUAGACUACAAUAUAUCUCUUAACUGCAGUCCUAGGAAAUUUAGUGAUGAACAGAUCCUUCCUCCCAGGAAGAGAUUGAUUCCUUCUGACUCUUAUCAGACAGAUAUUGGAGUCAUGCAUAAGCUUGAACAAGAAGACCGGAGUGACCAUUCAUCAAACAAGGAGGAUCAGUCUUUUGCUGCAGAAAUCAAUGCAAAACAGGACAUUAAAUUGGCCAAUUCAAGGCUUGAUGUUCCAUGCGACAUUCCCCUUGACAUUUUAUUGGAAAAAGCAAUUCCAUUAACAAAUUACAAAGGACUUGAAUCAGACAGGAAAGAAUCAGGUUCAGCUGGAUCCCUGGAGGAUGAAAAACUGGUAGUUUCUUCUUGCGAGCCAAGUAGUUUUCCAGUUAUUAAAGAGAGCGGACAUGCCGACGUUACAGAAGCGUUUAACAAAGAAACCUUCUUCCAAAGCUCAGAUUUUUCAUCUGUAUGUUUAAGGGAUUUUCCUACACAACAAGAAAUCAUUCCUUGUUGGUCGGACCCCCCUCUGCAUCCCACAGUCGAACACGAAAUUCAACCUCAGAAAAUCCAUUUUCAAGAACCAGCAGCCUCUUCUUCUCUUGACCAACAACAGCUUCACACGCUUGAUUUUCCAGAAAAUCAAGAAUCUGCUGCAUUCGAAUACGUUGAAGCAUUGCUGCUAGGUUCAGGGUUGAACUGGGAUGAAUAUCUUUCCACCUGGCUUUCGUCAGAUCAGAUUCUUGACCCAUCAUUGUGUGAUGAAAUAGAGUUACUGUCUGACCCAUCUCUUCGAAAAUUCCUCUUUGAUUGCGCAAACCAAGUCCUCUCCAAGAUGUGUGGGCGCUAUUUUGGGUGCUUCAGAGGCAUGCCAUUAGUCAAAAACAAUGUACAACCAGUUCCAAAGGGGAUGGACCUGAUCCAAGAGGUAUGGGAAGGAGUUGAAUGGCAUCAUCUCAGCAACCCAUCACCCUCUUAUUCUUUGGAACAGCUUGUUGAAAAGGAUAUGGCAAUGCCAGGGACAUGGAUGGACCUGCAAUCUGAUCUCCAAGAAAUCGGCUUUGGAUUGGAAGAAGCUAUUAUAGAUGGCUUGGUUGAUGAAACUCUAUGGAUCCUUGCAAAUGGUACUUCAGAGGGUGUUCUCAUUUCCCCUGGGAGAGGACGCAACCGAGACGGGGACGUGAAAAUACCAACUUUUCCAAAUUUUAUUAAGGAUUCGGGUGUCCGGAUACCCCUAAGUACCCAAACAGAGAUGUUCCAAGGAUGAGAAAUGACACUUAUUUGAAGAACCCGUGGAAUAUAGGCUGUAACUAGAAAAGUAUAGCUACCCACAGUUGUGUGACAUUUUUUUUCUAUAUACAUGUAACAUUUACAGAUGUAAGUACAUAGUGGUUGUACCUGAAAGAGUAAAAAAAGAAAAUGGGAACAAUAAU
Cuscuta campestris is the source of this 3107-nucleotide messenger RNA. The record is from the annotation of a GenBank genome assembly. Lineage: Eukaryota; Viridiplantae; Streptophyta; Magnoliopsida; Solanales; Convolvulaceae.